Molecule: messenger RNA, 1702 nt
Organism: Cottoperca gobio
Lineage: Eukaryota; Metazoa; Chordata; Actinopteri; Perciformes; Bovichtidae
Gene: irf1b
Product: interferon regulatory factor 1b
Exons: 10
Coding region: 177-1073 (298 amino acids)
Biological process (GO): regulation of transcription by RNA polymerase II; immune system process
Cellular component (GO): nucleus
Molecular function (GO): DNA-binding transcription factor activity, RNA polymerase II-specific; RNA polymerase II cis-regulatory region sequence-specific DNA binding
Source: RefSeq, a predicted model, not a curated record
CAACCGUCAGUGCGCGCUUCAGAUGAAGACAGGUCUCCAAGUGGAUAAGACAAAGACGAGGAGAAGCUUCCUUUUUUUUUCUAAAACAAAGCAAAUUUAAACCGAUUGGACUAUUCUUGAGAAUUGUCCUCAUACCGAUCAUCAUAGAACAAGCAUAAUCUAUAUUUUAGUCAAACAUGCCCGUGGCAAGGAUGAGGAUGAGGCCAUGGCUACAGGAGAAGAUCGAGUCCAAUUCAGUCUUGGGUCUGACUUGGAUAGACAAGAAUAAGACCAUGUUCUCAAUCCCCUGGAAGCAUGCAGCUCGACACGGCUGGGAGAUGGAUAAAGACGCAAGUCUGUUCAAACAAUGGGCCAUCCACACAGGGAAAUUUGUCGAAGGUCAGACUUGUGACCCAAAGACAUGGAAAGCCAACUUCCGGUGUGCAAUGAACUCGCUUCCUGACAUCGAGGAGGUGAAAGGCAAGAGCAUCAACAAAGGCCACCAAGCUGUGCGUGUGUUCAGGAUGCUGCCUGCCAGCCCAAAAUCUAAAGAUAAACAAAGCAAAGCAAAGGAAACAAAGCCAAAAAAGAAGAGCUCAGUGAUCAAGAUGGAGGAAGAAGCGGAUUGCAGUAAUACCGAGUUUCCCAUGAAAGAGUCGACACCGGAAGACUCUUCGUUCACUCAGGAGAACACAGUCGACAGCACAGUGCACACUGAGCAGCCAGAUUUCUCAUUUAUGGCUCCAUCUGAAGUUCCUGACUGGUCUUCGUCAGUGGAGAUCGACUCUAGCUUUCCAUUCAGCCACAGAUUUCAAGUUUCACCCGAGCACGAUCUUCCAGCGUACGAAUUAACCGACGACAUAAUCCAGAUUUGCCAGCAACUGGAGAAAGAUUCAAACUGGACGACAAGCAGUUUAGACUACAAGGGGUUCCUGAGCAAUGAAGCAUGCACCAGUCCAGGGAGCCAGUGGAGUGAUUCUUCCUCAGUCGACGAGCUAGAUGAGAUGCCACAUUACACAACUUUGGGCUCAGACUUCUCAAAUCCCACAGACAACCUCUGGAACAACAUGUUUCAAAUUAUGCCCAUGCAUUGAGAUCUUCUGGACAGGAUAGUGCUUUGACACUUUGAACUUUUAAAGAGCUCAUCCCACCCACCAUCCUCCCCUUCUCAGUUGAGAAAACACCCAUCCCCAUCAUCAUCUCUCCAGUUCCUGAUGGGAAGUGUCGGCAGCAAUUCAGAGAGCUUUCCCUCAACCUUUGUGUGAAGUUAUGAAGUGCACUGUUUUAGAAGAACUCACAUGCUGUUCAUUUUCAAUGUUAUUGGCUGGAUCAAGGCAUUUUGGUGCUCAGUUCUUUGUAGCGAUGAGUUGUAAUAAAACAGGAAUUGUUUUUGCUCAGGCAGGACAUGCACAGGAUCAUACUCAGCCAUGAAUAUAUGCAAGGUAAACAAUAUUAAGAUAUAUAAAAAUUUAAGAUCAUAUUCAGUGCGCUUAACAGGUAGUUAAUAUAUCGUGUCAAAUAAUUGAUAUCAGUUUUCCGUUAUGUGCACCAGUACAUUACAUUUUAAGGGAUGAGAAUACAUUUUAUAAACUUCUGGUGAAAGCUCUACUUCAAUAUCUUACAGUCGUUUGCUUCAGGCAGUUCACUUGUAAACAAUAUUUGUAUAUAGUUGUAUUUUUUGGUCUGUGUUUUUUCAUAAAAUAAAAAAUUGUUCAUCAAUGAA